AAUUCAACGGAAGGGUCCCAUCUCAAACUUAAACGGCUAAUUCGGUGCUCUAGGAACCUAGUUUUAAGGCCGUUAAAACGCUUUCUGGCUCCUAAAUCCGAUUCGGGGCCAAUUUGUUGGUUCCAUGCGACUGCUUGUAGUAACAUAAUUGUUCAUAGUGAAUGUUCUUGGUCAGAAUGUUGUUUUGGAAUGACUUCUUCGUUUAUUUUUAGUUGGAGUUACCAUGUAAACUAGGCUAAGUGGUUGCUAACAGAGCUCAGGUUGCUAAUGCCGUGUGAAGAUUUUUUAUUAUGUUUUCCGGACUUAUUCAACCAUGAAUUAACAUUUCUCCACGGUGAUAUCAUUGGACCUUUUAUUAAUUUAAUAAUACGUCGUUGUUUUUUUUUUAAGCGAGCUAACUUAGCUAAAGUACAGCAAAUCCGGGUAAGCGGACUACCAUCAUGACCCUCGCUCCGAAGGAACUGUCCAACCUGCUGAGCAUCAUCUCGGAGGAGGCCGUCUCCGGCACCUUCGAGAGCCUCUCCACUCACUUUCAUCAUUACUUCGGGAAGGCAGAGCACUUCAGGGUGGGCUCGGUUCUGGUCAUGCUCCUGCAGCAGCCCGACCUGCUACCAAGCUCCCCGCAGCGGCUCACCGCUCUCUACCUGCUCUGGGAGAUGUACAGAACCGAGCCCCUGGCUGCCAACCCGUUCGCCGCUGUGUUCGCCCACCUGCUGAACCCUGCGCCGGGAGAAGAGCAGGAGAAGGUUCUGUCAGGUUUCCUGCCGCCCAUCACUCAGCCUGAGAAGUUCUUCCUGUCCCAGCUGAUGCUGGCGCCGCCCAGAGAUCUGUUUAAGAAGACGCCCAGACAGGUGUCCUGCAUGGACAUCACCAACAUGCCCCAGUCUAUCGAUAUCAGUGGGCUGCAGCUGGCUUUGGCGGAGCGUCAGUCGGAGCUGCCCACUCAGAGCAAAGCCAGCUUCCCGAGCAUCCUGAACGACCCUGAUCCAGACUCUUCCAACUCAGGAUUUGACAGCUCUGUGGCCAAUCAGAUCAUAGAGUCUUUGGUCACAGGGCCACGCCCUCCUCUGGAGAGUCACUUCCGGCCAGAGUUCAUACGGCCUCCGCCGCCUCUCCACAUGUGUGAGGACGAGCUAGCGUGGCUGAACCCCACCGAGCCGGACCACAGCAUCCAGUGGGAUCGCUCCAUGUGUGUGAAGAACAGCACGGGUGUAGAGAUCAAACGCAUCAUGUCCAAGGCCUUCAAGAGUCCGCUGUCCGCCCAGCAGCAGUCACAGCUGCUGGCCGAACUGGAGAAGGACCCCAAGCUGGUGUACCACAUAGGCCUGUCCCCGGCCAAGCUGCCGGACCUGGUGGAGAACAACCCGCUGGUGGCCAUCGAGAUGCUCCUGAAGCUGAUGCAGAGCAGCCAGAUCACUGAGUAUUUCUCAGUGCUGGUCAACAUGGACAUGUCGCUGCACUCCAUGGAGGUGGUCAACAGAUUGACCACAGCCGUGGACCUGCCUCCAGAGUUCAUCCACCUCUACAUCUCUAACUGCAUCUCUACAUGUGAGCAGAUCAAAGACAAGUACAUGCAGAAUCGGCUGGUCCGACUGGUCUGCGUCUUCCUCCAGUCGCUGAUCCGAAACAAGAUCAUCAACGUUCAGGACCUGUUCAUCGAGGUCCAGGCCUUCUGCAUCGAGUUCAGCCGCAUCCGUGAAGCCGCCGGCCUCUUCCGCCUCCUGAAGACGCUGGACACCGGAGAAAACCCAUCCGAAGCCAAACCUGCCAAAUAAAGAGCCUCACAGAGACAGCAACACAGCUUCCUCUUCCUCUCCAGCUCUUGGUGCAUCAGUAUUGGAUGCUGCUCACUGUACUGAGAGUAAAUAGUGUAAAUAUAUAUUUUUUAACCAGACACCAAGUCUUUGACUCUCAUCUCCAGUUUUACUUGGGUUUUUCUCUCUUCCUACAAAAGUAAAAAAAAAAAGAAAAAUCA
Girardinichthys multiradiatus is the source of this 1975-nucleotide messenger RNA. RefSeq names its product CCR4-NOT transcription complex, subunit 11 (gene cnot11). Gene Ontology annotation, cellular component: CCR4-NOT complex. NCBI's taxonomy places the organism in Eukaryota, Metazoa, Chordata, Actinopteri, Cyprinodontiformes, Goodeidae. The record is from RefSeq and is a predicted model, not a curated record. Gene Ontology annotation, biological process: negative regulation of translation; mRNA catabolic process. The transcript has 7 exons. The coding region runs from base 441 to 1775 and encodes 444 amino acids.